Knipowitschia caucasica is the source of this 1389-nucleotide messenger RNA. The record is from the annotation of a GenBank genome assembly. Lineage: Eukaryota; Metazoa; Chordata; Actinopteri; Gobiiformes; Gobiidae.
AUGCCAAUUUUUCCAAGAAUUUCUCUGAAACCUGAAGUCACUGCUUAUCUCAGGAGCGUGUUCCUAAAUAAAGAGUUGUUGACUGUUGUUGGGCACCAAGCAGCAGAAGAGCGUUUUGAGAGGCUGCUCUCAUGUCUAUCACACCCUCCUUCACACACAUGUGUCCGAGCUAGUACUCACCUGGCCCCCCUGGAGGAGAUCAGACAAAGACUAGAACAAGAACUGAAUAAGCACCUGUGUGGCUCAUCAGCUGUGCCCCCCGUGGAGAUGGUUCCACACCCAUGCAUUCCAGAUGUGCUGCUGCUUCCUGUGGAUGGACCCAGAUGUGUCCAGCCGCUGGAGUUGGAGGUGGUCGUAGGUGCACAGUGUGGGAGUGCUGUUCUGAGAGGGGCUCAUGUUUUUGCCCCUGGCGUAGUUUCCAGCCCAAAAUUCAUGAAAGCUGGAGAUGUAGUUUCUAUAUUUUCUGAUAUUGAUGGAAAAUGCACGCGAGGAGCCACAAGCUUCCAAGGAAAUAAAGUGUUUGUGGGAAAUGGUGUUGCACAAAUGGAUCGCUCAACAAUAUUUUGCACCAAUGAACCAAAGAAAGGUGUGGCAGUUUGUAUGACAGAGCCACUUUAUCAAAGUCCUUCUUUUGAUGGAGUUCUCCCCAGCCUUGCAUUCUUACAGAAUCUCCCCUCUGUGGUGGUGGGACAUGUCCUUGGGCCUCGUCCGGGUGAGCGUGUUCUGGAUAUGUGUGCAGCCCCAGGGGGAAAGACCUGCCACAUCGCUUCUCUCAUGAAAGACCAGGGGGAGGUUGUGGCACUUGACAAAAUCCGAAACAAAAUUGAUCGUAUUCGUCAAAAUGCACAAAUGCUGCAUCUGGAUUCAAUCACAGCAAUUUGCUUUGACAGUGUAAAAGCAGUGACCAGUGACACUGACAGACUAAAGGCUCCUGAAGGUCCUCCCUUUCCUCCUGAGUACUUUGAUCGUGUUUUACUGGAUGCUCCUUGUAGUGGACUUGGACAGAGACCUUCCAUGGCCAGUUCAUGGAGCCUGAAGGAGAUCUGCUCCUAUCAGCCUCUUCAACGCAAACUACUUCACGCUGCAGUGAGUUUAUUGAAGAAAGGGGGCGUCCUGGUGUACAGCACUUGCACUGUGACCCUAGCUGAGAAUGAGGAGCAAGUUGCCUGGGCGCUCAAAACCUUCCCAUGUCUGUCUCUUGUGCCUCAGGAGCCUCAUAUCGGUGCAGGAGGCAUGCCUGGAGCCGGUCUGUCACAUGAUCAACUGUGCCUUCUCCAGAGGUUCAGCCCUGAGCUCAGCUGGGGACAAACUCCACCCGAUUCUCUGUUUCCCCAUAGCGCAAACACAAACACUAUAGGUUUUUUUAUUGCCAAAUUCCUGAAAAACUAA